AUGGCCAGCAAGCUCGCCCCCUUCUCGGCGUUCUUCGGCAGCCUCUUCUUCUUGUCCUUCCUGGGCCCGACCCCUACCAUCGGUCAGAACGACACUCAAAAGGUAGGGGUGUGCCCAGAGGUGCUUGAGAGUCAAGACUGCCCGGUUGAAUGUCGCACCGAUGGAGACUGUCCCGACGUCCUCAAGUGCUGCACAGUUGGAUGCACGUCGGUUUGCGUAGUCCCCAACGAGAAGAAGGGUAAAUGCCCUAUUAAUGACAGUAGCAUCUCUUUGCUGGGGAUUUGCAAGGACGAGUGCUAUGGCGAUUCUGAUUGUUCUGGCUCACUCAAAUGCUGUAUCAAUGGCUGUGGAAACCAUUCCUGCCUCAAACCUGGCCACUGAGGUUUGACGUGAGUCAUUAAGUUGGAACAAAAGUCACCCUGAUCCUGGGAGCUCCUGGACUCUUUAAAGUUAUACUGAAAGUCACAAUGAUCCCCCCAGCACUUCCUGACAAACUGCUGGAGCACAAGG
Molecule: messenger RNA, 510 nt
Organism: Trichosurus vulpecula (common brushtail)
Lineage: Eukaryota; Metazoa; Chordata; Mammalia; Diprotodontia; Phalangeridae
Product: WAP four-disulfide core domain protein 2-like
Exons: 1
Coding region: 1-381 (126 amino acids)
Biological process (GO): antibacterial humoral response; innate immune response
Cellular component (GO): extracellular region
Molecular function (GO): peptidase inhibitor activity
Source: RefSeq, a predicted model, not a curated record